AUGGCCCAGAGCAGCAGCACCUUACGCAACCACAUGCGAGGCAUCGUCCUGACAGCCCCAUGGGUUCUGUAUCUCUUCUUGGCCGAUACCGUUCUGUCACUUUUGCUGCCGCUGAAACUCUUCUCCCCUCGACUCGUCUACGACGCCUCGUCCCAGGUUGCCCGGUCUGUAUGGGCAUGGAUACAACUCAUAUUCACACGCGCCAACGGAGCGCACAUUUCGAUCUCUGGUGAUGCCUUACCUCGCGGAGAGUCAGCCAUUGUCGUGUCCAACCAUGUCGCCUGGUCCGACUUCUAUCUUAUCCAGGCCCUGGCCAUGAGGGCAGGCAUGCUUGGCCGGUGUCGCUACUUUGCCAAGGCUCAGCUGCGCUUUGUUCCUUUUCUUGGAUGGGGCCUCUGGGCCAUGGGCAUGCCGCUGGUGAGCCGCAACUGGCUCCGAGACAAGAGCGAGCUUGAUCACGUCUUUUCCGACAUGGUCCAGAAAGCCUUUCCGACAUGGCUGAUCAGUUUCAGCGAGGGCACCCGCUUCACUCCGGCCAAGUACCAGGAGUCGAUCGACUUUUGCAGGCUGGCAAAUCGGCGGCAGCCCAGGAAUCUGCUCUACCCACGCACCAAGGGCUUCAUUGCUACGGUCCAGCACCUCCGACAGGCGCCACACGUCAAGGCAGUCUACGACUUGACCAUUGCUUAUCAGCAUCAAGGGACCUUCCAGAGGGCGCCCUCCAUGUGGGAGACGUUGAGCACACCAGGACUCAGCGAACAGGGUGGGUACAAGUUCCACGUGCAUGUUCGACGUUUCCCCAUUGAGUCGCUGCCGGCAAAGGACGAGGAGCUGGCGGCAUGGCUCGAGGAGCUGUGGAUGGAGAAGGGAAAGAUUCUCGAGGCGCAGGAGGAGCAAUGGCUGGACCGGUAA
Messenger RNA from Fusarium keratoplasticum, 912 nucleotides. RefSeq names its product PlsC domain-containing protein. Gene Ontology annotation, cellular component: endomembrane system. Gene Ontology annotation, molecular function: 1-acylglycerol-3-phosphate O-acyltransferase activity. The record is from RefSeq and is a predicted model, not a curated record. The coding region runs from base 1 to 912 and encodes 303 amino acids. NCBI's taxonomy places the organism in Eukaryota, Fungi, Ascomycota, Sordariomycetes, Hypocreales, Nectriaceae. The transcript has 2 exons.